CCGCCCCGCCGCCCGCGCGCGCCAUGGCCUCCGACGCGCGGCUCUCCCUGCUGCCGUGCCGCCUCCCGGCGCCCCUGCCCCCGCCGCCGGCGCUCCGCCGCUCGCCCGCCCGCGCCGCCGCGGCGUCCACCUCCCCGAGGUGCCGCGUCGGGGCGGCGGCGGCGGCGGCGGGGCCCGCGCAGCCGCAGCCGCGCGCCCGCCGCGGCCGGUGGCGGAUUCGCGCCUCCUCCGAGGGCGAGGCGCAGGUCCCGGUGCAGCAGCAGGAGGAAGACGAGGUUGUGGACAGCAACGUGCUCCAAUACUGCAGCAUCGACCGCAAGCAGAAGAAGACCAUCGGGGAGAUGGAGCAGGAGUUCCUCCAGGCGAUGCAGGCGUUCUACUACGAGAGGAAGGCGGUCAUGUCCAACGAGGAGUUCGAUAACCUCAAGGAGGAGCUCAUGUGGGAAGGGAGCAGCGUUGUCAUGCUAAGCCCAGAUGAGCAAAGGCUUUUGGAAGCCUCCAUGGCAUAUGUGUCUGGAAACCCCAUCAUGACGGAUGCUGAAUUCGAUGAGCUAAAGUUGAAAUUAAAGAAAGAAGGAAGCAACAUUGUACAGGAAGGUCCAAGAUGCAGCCUACGGAGUCGAAAGGUCUACAGUGACUUGACUGUUGAUUACUUCAAGAUGUUCCUGCUAAAUGUUCCAGCAGCAGUCGUAGCUCUAACACUAUUCUUCUUCUUGGAUGAUUUGACGGGAUUUGAGAUCACAUAUCUUCUUGAGUUGCCAGAGCCUUUCAGUUUCAUCUUCACAUGGUUCGCUGCACUGCCUUUAAUAUUUUGGAUAGCCCAGGCAAUCACUAAUGCCAUUGUGAAAGACUUUCUGAUUUUGAAGGGCCCAUGUCCAAAUUGUGGAAAUGAAAACCUUUCCUUCUUCGGGACUAUAUUGUCAGUGCCUAGUGGUGGUGCAAAAAACAAUGUGAAAUGUGCAAACUGCGGCACUGAGUUGGAGUAUGACUCCGCAUCCCGGUUGAUUACACUCCCAGAACUGGCAGAGGCAUAAGGUGGAUGUGGUUUAGAUUUCACUAGCAGGAUGGAGGGCCCCUGGUGCUUGAUCUACAUCUACAGUACAAUUGUACAAAGCAAGAGACUUUGAAUCGGGUGACAAUUGUGUAGUGAUGUUUGUUUGGUAUAUGCUAGUCUCUAUGUAUAUCUUGAUCAAAUGUAGAUAUUUGUACUAUACAGAGUUGACGCAAUGGCGAUACGUGCGGUCGUGCAUAGAGUGUACAAAGAAAAACUAGCUGUAUAUGUUUGAACUAUCUUAGCAUAUGCAUACCUGCCUGAAGAACUUGAUGUUGUGUGUGAAAUUCACUAAGAAAGGAUUACUUA
Messenger RNA from Setaria italica (foxtail millet), 1360 nucleotides. RefSeq names its product PGR5-like protein 1B, chloroplastic. Gene Ontology annotation, molecular function: oxidoreductase activity, acting on iron-sulfur proteins as donors. The coding region runs from base 24 to 1034 and encodes 336 amino acids. Gene Ontology annotation, cellular component: chloroplast thylakoid membrane. The record is from RefSeq and is a predicted model, not a curated record. Gene Ontology annotation, biological process: photosynthetic electron transport in photosystem I. The transcript is spliced from 10 exons. Lineage: Eukaryota; Viridiplantae; Streptophyta; Magnoliopsida; Poales; Poaceae.